AUGUUCCCGUGGUCCUAUGAGUUUGGCCGUGCUGUGUUGGCUGUGGACUACAUGGUGUUUACCCUCCGUCUCAUCCACAUCUUCGCCAUCCACAAACAGCUGGGACCCAAGAUCAUCAUUGUUGAGAAAAUGGUGAGGGCUUUCUAAAAAGAAAGAGAAAACCCUGUGCACUGCAGUGCGUCUAAGUAAUAGACUUAGAUAGACAUUGCGUCGUUGUAUCUGUCUCAUUAUGAGAGCAUGGACAGCAUCUGUGAGAGCAUGGACAGCGCCAUUGAGGCCAUCUUCAUUUUGAAGUAGUCCAUUUUCUUCUUCAACUACUUCUAUGAGUUGGCAAACAAACUGAAAGGGUGCUGAAGAUGGUGGAUAAAUUAAGAUGAACAACUUAAGCCACACACCAUAGAAUUUUUCAAGGUUCCUGUCUGUGUAAGUAGGUGUUCCCUCUCUCGCGUGAGAAUCCUUCGCCGCGAGAGCUCACAGUUCCUCUAUAAUCUCUGGCAUGGUCACACGCAAGAGUGAACAGCUGGCUUUGGUCUACUUAUUGUCCCCUCCCUGCUCGGAUCGCCCCACCUGCCCUGCCCCGACAUCUCACUGGCCCAAAAAAAUUGUCUCCUUUCUCUACCGUCUCUGGGGCACCCCCUCCGUGGGGUGGGGGCAAUAAGUAGGCCCCACCCGAUCAGAAAGAAUAAGGGAGAGGGAUGUCUCGCUGUAUCUACUGUCUCUAAGGGUGCCUACUGCCACCUAGAGUGUGUUGUUUGAACAGGUAUAAAGCCAAUGUUUGCGAUUUACUGCCACCUGCAGUUAUGGAAGUUAUGGUCAUGAGUAUAAUUAAUUGGCUGAUCUCUUCUGAUGACCUGCAUGGAAUUAUGUGAUCCUUCCUUAACCCAUAGGAAGUCCCACCCAAUUGACUACUUAAAAAUUGUGAAAGUCUUUAAUGGCGCUGGCCAUGCUAAAAUGGGAUUUUGGGCACUAGAGUCCUCUAACUAUCUCUGUGGUCUAGAUCCAGGUGCUGGUUUUGGCAGGAACAACUAGUAUCCAAAGAAAAGUGUCAAAACUGCAAAAAAAAUUGAAAAGUUAUGUUAUUUUCCCCGAUGUAAUAUUCUGUUCACCUCCUGAUUGGCAGAUGAAAUACAUAUUUUUUUCCCUCUUCUUCCUGGCGGUGUGGCUCAUGGCCUACGGCGUAGCCAAUUAGGAGCUGCUCAAGUCCUAUGACCCCCGUCCUGGUUGGAUAUUUCGCAUGGCGUUCUACAGGCCAUACCUCCACAUAUUUGGAUAGAUCCCCAUACACGAAAUGGAUGUUUUUGUAGGAAUGUGGUUUGCAUGUGUAUGUAACAUAGUAUAUUCUCACCUAGCUAUCUUAAAAUGAAUGCACUAACUGUAAAUCACUCUGGAUUAGAGUGUCUGCUAAAGGAAAUAGUUUUUAUAUAAACUGGUCUCUAUCUAUCCUUUCACCCCUCUCACUCUCUGCAUCCCCUCUCAAUCCCAUACUUCAACCUCUGCCCAAUCUACCCUCUUUGCCGUACCAUUUUAAAUAUUUAUUCUUCACACCCCUCCUUCUGCUUCUUCCCAUCCUUUCAAACUUUCCACCUCUCACCAUCUCCCUCCCUCCCUCCUCUCCAUAUCUCUGUCCGUAGCUGAUCAACUGGAGGAGGUGAGAGAGUGCACCAAUAAUGCCAGCCUGGUCGAGGCUGGGGCAGAGCCCUGCAUGAGUACUUCCCAAAAUUGGGCAUGUUAUUGGUCAUAUUCCUGCUGGUCACCAACAUCCUCCUGGUCAACCUGCUCAUUGUCAUGUUCAGGUGAUGGACCCUCUGUCUGUCCAUCUUUCUCUCUCUGUCCCUAUUUCUCUCUCUGUCCCUCUUUCAAUGUCUGUCCCUCUUUCAUUCUCUGUCCCUCUUUCACUCUGUCUCUUUUCACUUUGAUGAGUUGAGGAGAUUAUCGAGAGAUACCUUAGAGAGGUAUCGAUUCUCGAGAGACAUUACUGUAAUGUUAGUCUCGCGUAGCCAUACCUCCAAAUCACGUUUGUUGUCACGCUUCCCUUGGAAGUCUGGAGGAUUUUGUAUAGCCAAAAUGGUUUGAAUGUUCUCAGAUUUUUAAUAGAUGUUACAUUUCAAGAACCCUCCCCCCACAUGCCUGAUGAAGGAGUGCUGGGUAAAGGAGUAAAAAAAACUAGGCAAGUCAGUUAAGAACAAAUUCUUAUUUACAAUGAAGGCCUACCCCGGCCAAACCCUGACCCGGACGACGCUGGGCCAAUUGUGUGCCGCCUUAUGGACUCCCAAUCACGGCCGGUUGUGAUACAGCCUGGAAUAGAACCAGGGUCUGUAGUGAGUUGAAGGAGUGCUCUGCCCAAGCAAGGCAGUUGAUUGGUUUGAUGUGUUUGAUUGGUGCUGCAUGUUAACAUCCGCCCAAGCAAUGCAUUUGAUUUCUUUUAAGUGUUAUGAGGAGUCACUGAUUUACAUCGGGUUCCCACACCAUUUUAGCUGAUUUUGUGCCAUGAACUUCCCCAAGCUUUACGUUUAGGGAAGCCUGGUUCUUGAUGAGGCUACUGUAAUGUAAACUUGCGAAUUUCUUACAUCUCGAGCACUACCAUCGGAGGUCGCACACGGCACUAGCACGACAGUGGCCCCCUACAAGCAGGGCAAUGUAAACAGAAUUGUCUCGUUCAGCCCAACACCCCUACAGUAAAAAUCGUUAUAGCGGAGCAAUGUUUUUGAAACAGCUAAAGUGUAUAGGCAUUUUCCUUAUAUUAGAGACUUGUUUAUUUAUUUAUUUUAAUCUGAAAUUGCAGUAGAAGCCUGUUACUCUGAAAUUGACGCCAUAGCUUUAAGGGAAUUGCGGAAUACCGUAAUUUAUUUCAAUGCAAAAGUGAGCUGAAACACAAGUAUCAACUUCCCAGUGAAUAAGCAACUUUUUUAAGUCGCAAUUGGCAUUUUUUCAUGUAAUGAUUUGCAUGAUAUUGAUGAAAUGAAGCAAGGUAGGCCGAAAAGCAAUCCAGUUAAACCCUAUGAAAGUCCUGCCUACUUCCCUUAUAUUCGUAUUCGUGGAAUAAUUGACUUCUUACCUGAUGCCUUUAUUGAAAGUAAUUUUUUCUUAAUUCGAAAACCUUACAUUAUUAUUAACAUAUUAUGUAAAUUGACAUUUCAGACCAAUACCUCUACUUCACUUCUUUUCAAUGAGAAUAAACUCUCUAACACUCUUUUCCAUCUAGCACCCCCUCCCUACCCCUUUUUCACUCUCUUUGUGUUCCCCUUGACAGAUCGUCACUCAUUCAGUAGGCCCCUCUAAUCCGUGGGCUGAAUUCCUCUUAUCUUAUCUAGUUCCUCACUGUGUCUUGAAUAGUGUUGUUGGAUUUAAUUUAAUUUAAUCAAUUUGAUUGAAUUUUUUAAUGUUUUACUUGAGUGUUGUCAUAUUCCAUAUGUUUUCCGGCUCUGCUUUCAUGUGCUUCAUUUGUUCCCAAAACGUCAUGAACUAAAAGGUAUAAUAAAAAACCCAAAAUGUAUAUGAGUGAGAAUCACCUAUUCCCUGAUAUUCAGGCAUUUCACUGUGGCUGCCAUUCUCUCUCUCUUUCCUCCAGUCACACAUUCUCCAAAGUGCAGGAGCACAGCGACACCUACUGGAAGUUCCAGCGCUACAACCUGAUCGUGGAGUACCAUUCCAGACCCUGUCUGGCACCACCCUUCAUCCUCAUCAAGAGACACAUCCGCAAGAUCAAACUCUUUGGUGAGAGAGGGGAGGGAGAAAGGGAGACAGCGAGGAAAACAGGUCCACGCCAGAACGAAUCAGUUGGACAGACAUUUGCGCAGACGCUCUUAUCCAGAGCGACUUAGUUAGUGCAUACAUUAUUAUUUUUUUCAUACUGGCCCCCCGUGGGAAUCAAACCCACAACCCUGGAGUUGCAAACAUCAUGCUCUACCAACUGAACUACAUCCCCGCCGGCCAUUCCAUCCCCUACCCUGGACCAAUUGUGCGCCGCCCCACGGGUCUCCUGGUCGCGGCCGGCUACGACAGAGCCUGGAUUCGAACCAGGAUCUCUAGUGGCACAGCUAGCACUGCGAUGCAGUGCCUUAGACCACUGCGCCACUCGGGAGAUUUCUGUAGGAUGGCACGUUUUCUCACGGGACCUCCUAUGUAUUUAUUUUUUAAAUUGUAUGGGGUUUAUUGUAAAGACAUGUAAUUUAACUGUAAACAUGUCUUACAUGUUAAUGUGGCAUGAACACAACCAGUCAUGAUGUUUUCAUCAGAUUGUCAAACAAAUCAAUUCAAAAAGUAGGUUAGCUUUGCAGGUUCGUCCCCAAAAAUGUCCAGCAUCUGAACAGUGCACUGUGCACCCGCCAACUUUCCUUCAAUCCGCAAGUGGCUGAAACUAUCUCACCGGAGAAAGCAUCAGAGUGAGUGUCCCUCUGUCUUACUAUAGCCCAUAUAUCUAUAGCCCUAUGAGAGUAUGGCAUGUCAUACUCUUUUUGGCCAGACAGCAUCAGAUACAUGGACUACACUUGUUGAGACAGAGAGGCGCUGUUUCGCUCACUCAGAUGCUUUAUCUAAGAUUGAUGCAUCUUUCUGUCUUUGCGUAUCUCUGUCAAAUAAAUUAUUUAUAUUUUUAUAUUUUGUUUGGACGGGCAAGGAUAUACGGUAGGGCGGGCCAGGCCCCCUAAGGGCCACCUAUAACACCGGCCCUGGAGGAAGACCAAUGAUCAGAUAAUUUACUUAAAGUAUUUUAGAAGUCCACUUCCAUUUUUCUCAUUUUCACUUCUUCACAAUUUCUUUGUUCUUCCCUCUCUUCCCCUCAUCCUCUAUCCCUCCUUCAGUUCUGGAGAUCCAUGGUAGGGAGGCCAGUAGACUGAACACGUGGGAGGCCAUCCAGAAAGAGAAUAUACUGUUUGCUCAGAACAAACAAGAAAGAGAGACUCAGAGAGACUCAAACGCACCUCCGUCAAGUGAGACAUCUCUCCAUCUCUCACCUUCGGCCACUUAUUUAUUUCAUAGACUAGAUGCCAGAUUAUUUUAACAGCUUCAGUUAACAGCUCAGCUUGAUCAGGCUAAUGAAUAGAAUGGUUGAGAUGCUGUAGCUGAUGGCCCUCCUGUGUUAGGGAUUGGGUCAAUUACAUUUUCAAUUAACGAAUCGAACUUCAAUUCACUUCCUGAAUUGACUGAGAAGUGAAUUGGCCUUUAACCUGUGUUGUGGUCCUGUGUUGUGGUCGUGUAUGAAGGAUGGACAGUGUCUUAAAGCAGAUGGCAGAGAACUGGGUCCACGACCACAGGCUGAGAAUGCUGGAGACCGAGGUCAGUGUCAGCCUGGGCCGCUGGUCGCAGCACACACACACACACACACACAGGCUGCAAACGCCUGCUUUAUCUGCCCAGUGGCAAUGAGACAAACGUGUCUGAAGUUUCAGUGGUCCUUAAUAGACGGGAUGGUUCAACUUUCAAGUUUUGUUAGUCGUAUGUACGGUAUACGCAUGGCAUACAUCGUCCAACGAAAUGCUUACUUGCAGGCUUCUUCUUGACAAUGCAACAACAGUAAGAAAUAGUACAAAUCAAAUAAGAGUGUGGUAGCAGCAGUUGUGAUUUGUGCUAAGGUGCGGAGAAUCAGAGCAGGUCUCCCUCUGCAUUUGGACUGCUGCUGUUGUAUCUGCCUGCUCAGCACUGUACAGAGCCCAUCUGUCAUGGUCACCCCUCUCACCCCCCCACCCCCCCCCCCCCCCCCCCCCCCUCUCUCACUCUCUUUCUCUCCGUCCUUCUCCCUCCUUCUCUCCCCCCUUUCUCCCUCCUUCUCUGCCCCCUCUCUCUCAUUCCCAGUUGGAGUACUGUUCCAGUGCUCUCUUCUGGAUGACAGAGGCUCUCUCUAAGAGUAACUUGAUAAAGCCCACAUGUCCUCUGCCGCUCUCAGAGGUAAGGUUGCAUGCAGAUAUAUGUAAUACAUACAGUAUAUAUGAUAUAGGUUACAUAUAUGAUCUAUUUCUAUGUAAGGUUGCCUCUUACCUCUGAGAGACCUUUCCAGUCAAAAUUGAAAUGUACUUUAUUGAUCCCCAGUCAAUUGUAUUACUUGGUUUUAUGUACUAAUUUCAGUUUCUAUUGUGUUUUCUCUUUCAGAUCUGA
Messenger RNA from Coregonus sp. 'balchen', 6090 nucleotides. The record is from the annotation of a GenBank genome assembly. Lineage: Eukaryota; Metazoa; Chordata; Actinopteri; Salmoniformes; Salmonidae.